AUUGAUUUUUCCUCUGUGAAAUUGCCAGUUGUAUUCAGCAUUUAGGCUAUAAAAAUAUACAAAAAGAACGAAACAAUUCUUCUUUAAUCCGAGAUUCCCUACACAUCUGUUAUUAGAAUGGUUGAGAAUGAGCACACUAUAAUUUUGAGCUCAAACGUACACUGUAUGUAUCAUUCAUUUAUUUAGCCUCAUCUACCAGAACGUUUAAAUAAAGGAGAUAUGUACAAUUUAUAAAGUUUGAAAAGUUAUAUGGAUUAGGCCUAUAUUUCGAGGAAAACCUCUGAAGAUAAAUUUGACUUGUGUAACCAGAACCUGCUUACAGAAAGUCCAGUCCUCGCGUACAACCACUGUCUGCACACAUUGGAUGUUUCUCUUAUCACUUCGACCGUAAGCGCCCUGCGAAGUAGAAAUCACAGGCUAAUCCGGUAUGCUUCCAGUUCGAAGGUAGUAUGAUCCAUUCCAAGGGCAUUAAAAUGUACAAGACGUUGAUUUAAAUUGUAUUUUUCUACAGAGAUAAGCCUAUAUUAUGUUAGACUUCUCUUGUAAGUUUCGUCUGUGUUAACCUGAAGACGCUGCAGGCCGUGGCCCGUGGCAUAGCUAAAAUCAUACCUUACUCGAGUGCACUGUAGCUGCUCGCAGUUAAAUUCUAUGGCGUCCGCCGCGUGGAUCAAACAGCCCUGCCUCUUCUAACUAGCUGCCUCCCCCUAUUCGGCUUUUUUACGCAUGCGCGCACACGCGCCUCAUAUCGCAAAAAAAAAAAUACCGCCUUCAAUAAAAUUAGAUAUGGCUUUUCAUCGAAAUGGGACAUAAAAUACGGUUUUCUAGGGAGAUAGGGAUUCGUGAGACAAACGACCGACCGCUUUUUUGUUGGUCUUUAUGCGCUGCUGAUGGUAGAUGGUAUCCAGCGAGCUGUAUCUGGCUGAGCAAGACGACGACUCGGCGAGUAAUAUGAAGGAGAUGAUCGGAGGCUGCUGCGUUUGCUCGGAUGAGAGAGGCUGGGCCGAAAACCCUCUAGUCUACUGCGACGGUCACGGCUGUAACGUUGCCGUCCAUCAAGCCUGCUAUGGAAUUGUCCAAGUCCCCACAGGCCCCUGGUUCUGCAGGAAAUGUGAAUCACAGGAACGUGCUGCCAGGGUGAGGUGCGAGCUGUGUCCCCACAAAGAUGGAGCACUGAAGCGAACAGAUAAUGGAGGUUGGGCCCAUGUGGUUUGUGCUCUUUACAUCCCUGAAGUGGAGUUCGCCAACGUAUCCACCAUGGAGCCCAUUGUGCUUCAGUCUGUCCCUCAUGAACGUUAUAAUAAGACAUGCUACAUCUGUGAGGAACAGGGCCGUGAGAGCAAAGCUGCUUCUGGAGCAUGCAUGACAUGUAACAAACAUGGCUGCCGACAAGCCUUUCACGUUACAUGCGCUCAGUUUGCUGGGUUUUUGUGUGAAGAACAGGGCUCAGAUGCUGAUAAUGUGAAAUACUGUGGAUACUGCAAGUACCAUCACAGCAAACUGAAACAUAAAGAAAGAGAUCGUCACAAACCAAAGCACAAAAAGUCUUUGGAAAUGUCACCUUCCUUGGUGCCAGCUAUGAUGGUGGCCUCUGAGAAGAGCUACAACAGCAGCACUGGCGGAAGUGUCGCCUCCAUUACCUCCACCCAGAAGCGUCUGGACGACAGCGGAGGUCGUUUCACUAAUGCCAACUUCCAGGAAGUUCCACCUCACUCCAGUUCCAGCUCCAAGGAUGGCAGCUCCUCUGAUGGCAAGAGCUCGGAUGGCAAAAGCAAGAAGUCCAGCAGUCACGGCACUAGCUCAAGCUCCGGCUCCAGGGGCCGCAAGUCAGCGCCGGGCAAACCCCACAGCCCUGUGGUCACCACAGCGACGUCAUCCACCGCUCCCUCCUCAACCAGUCCUUUUCAGCAAGGUCUUUUAUUAGGCAACAGCAGCAAUAAAUCAGCCACUAGUGGGUCUGUGGUCCAGCCCACAUCUGAUUUCCUCAGCUUCUCUGAUCCCAGCCUAAGAGCCGGUGACUCGUACACACCUCCAUCCUUUAGCCGUUGUCACGUGAAGGGUGGUGCAGAAAAUGCAGCUUCUGAAGGCAUGGUGGCUCUCAACACCUUCAGCAUGAUAUCCAUCCCCCAAAGCACCAGCUCAAGCAAGCAUUACGAAAACUGUCACCCACCCGGAGAGCUAGGAGGCCUGGCCUCGGCAGGCUACAAAAGACCCCAGCCCUCCUCAUCCUCUUCUUCUGCGACAUCGUCUUCGUCUACUGGUGAGGAUGGUGUGAAGAAGAAGAAGAGAGGGAACUGGAGGAACCGGUAUGGACCGUGCUUCACCACCCAGGACAGUAAAACCACUGAUACAGGAGAGCACGGGUCCACAAUGCCCUCAUCCACUUCCCCCUCGCCAUCCUCUAUGAGCACCACGGCCUGCCGCGGGAGUGCAGUCAGCAGUACAGGAGGUGUGGGAGCAGUGGGUGCUGGGAGCAGCAGUCUGGGGAUUCAGAAGUCCCCAUCCCUCCUCAGGAAUGGAAGCUUACAGGGUAUGACUGUCAGCUCCCCGUCUGCUGGACCAGGUUCGUACCCCAGCAGUAGUGAUGUAGCCUGCCCAUUGCCCGGUGCGGUGUUUGGAGGGUCUCUGUCCGGAUCCAACUCAGAGUUACCUGCUCAUCAGUCAGUUGUCACUUCCAUGCCCACUCUCACCUCGCUGCCCCCAACCGCCCCGUUCACCAGCACCUCAUCCACACAUUCAAACUCUGUCCCGGGAUCCUUUAACCUGGCGCCAACCCAUAUGUUCGGAAACAGGCUGAAUCCCAAUUCUGCCAUGGCUGCACUGAUCGCCCAGUCUGAGGGCUCCCCAGCAGAUCAGGAGCUAGGAGACGGAGCUCUCGGCUUCUCCAGAAGAGGAAACUCACCAAAGACAAACCUCUCCCCUCGGUUUCCGGUAAGUGGGCUUCAUGUCCGGUAUGACUCGUCAGGUCCGUUGGUUCCGGGGCUCGGGUCUGGUUCGGAUGCAUUGCCCCCGGUGGCCACCAGCAUCGACCAGCUGCUGGAACGCCAAUGGAACGAAGGACAGCAGUUUCUCCUACAACAGGGCUCACAGGGAGAUGUUCUGGGAAUGCUGAAGUCCCUGCACCAGCUGCAGGUGGAAAACCGGCGUCUGGAGGAACAAAUCCGAACUCUUACUAUGAAGAAGGAACGACUGCAGCUCUUGAGCGCUCAGCUCUCCGUGCCUUUCACCCCCGCGAGCACCACGGCCACCACUGCCUCCUCUCCUCUGUACCCCAGCAACACUCAUCCAGACAUGCUGCACAGCAAGAGCAUUCAGCUAGGCAGCAGUGUUUUAACAGAGUCCUCUCAACCCUUGCCCACUCAGGAUCCCCUGUCUGGUGGCCAUAGUAGCGAAAGUAGCACGUCCUCUCUCUCCACCCCUCCGUCUGCGGCCCACAGUCCCCCCCAGCAGCAGAUGAACGGAGUCGGCAUGGCCGGGGUGGCUGUCCAGCCUGGCAAUGCCAACUCGUCCCUGCCUGCCAUAGCCGGGGUGACGGGUCUGAUGGGCGCUCUGCAGGGGAACCACCUGGCCAUCGUGGGUGCCCUAAACGGAGUCAUCCAAACCUCCCCCAGCCUGGCCCAGAAUAGCAGCCCCCUGCCCCAUCCCUCUGCAGCUACCAGCGCAUCCCUGCCCAUGUCCAACAGUCUCAGUAACAGUGCAGCAAGGCUUUUCAGCGACCAGCACAGGCAGAUCCUCCUUCAUCCGCACCAACUACAGCAGCUUUUCAGCUCUCAGCAGACCAUACCAGAACAGCAGAAGGCUCUGCUCUAUCAGUUAAUGCAACAGCAGCAUCAACAACAACAGCAGCAGCAGCAGCAGCAGAAUGACAUCCAGCUACAGCAGCUGCCAAUCAACAGCCUCCUGCCUGCCACGCAACCAGCCGUCAACACAAACCCCUUCCUCGCCAUGCACAACGACAACAACACUCCUAAAACUGGAGCCGGCACUGCCACCAUCAAACAGACAAAAAGACUGGGAGAGAAGGCGGUGUCUGUGACAGGACAGGAGAAGACCUGAUGUAGAAAACAACAUUUUGGAGGAGGGCUGUCUUCUGGAUCCCUCUCAUCUGCCCAGAGGCUUGCAAUCUGAGCAGCAAAACCUGAACAUUCACCCACCGCACGAAACCAGCACCAGCCUUGAUAUAAACACACAUGCGCCAGUUUAAUGCCCACCUGGCAAACAACAUGCUGCACUGAGUUUAGUAAAUCCCUUGCUGUAAACUUACUGGAACCCAUGGAGGCCAAAAGACAGGCUCACACACACACACACACACACACACACACACACACACACACACGGUCUCUCUCACCCGGCCAGUGUGUUGCAAAUGACACUGGUGCGAGUCGAUUUGAGCGGAAAGUGUAGAUGAAGGUCUCUGAUGGGGACUGUAAGAUGGAGAUGCUUCUGGAACAGUAUCUGCUCACCACUGUUACCUCUCUGUACCCCUUUAACCAGAAACGUGUAAUGAUAAUCUCAAUAAAAACCUGUCAUAUUUGUCCGUCUUUGGAUUUAAAGGCGUCAAAUAUUUCAAAGCUGAAGAGAUCAGACAUUUGUGCACCAUGAAGGCCUUCUCUGCAUCCUGAUCUUGAGCUUCCCCUGAGGAGGCGUCCCAAAGGUCUCACUGACCCUGCUGCACUCUUUGAAGAGCAACUACCUCUCUCUCAAGCCAGGACACACAGACCAGGCCCUGGACCCAAGUGCCUGGCCCCGAUCUCCAACUUCUCAGCGAGGGGCCGCGCGCUGGAGACGCUGCCAGUCUCUCUCUCUCUCUCUCUCUCUCUCUCUCUCUCUCCCCUUCCUUUUUUAUUUUCUCCUCCAGUCAAUCCAUUUUUUUUCUGAAAAGAUUUAAUACCGAUCUGCGUCGCUCAGGCAAUACCAGUUCAGAGAGUCCCAGAGAUCUCUGCCUGCACAGUGACUACACUGAAGAAGAAAAAAACUGAUUUCAAAUGUUUUGUGCUGCAUUAAUACUUUUUUGAAUCCAACUUUCUAUUAUUCCUUUUUUAUUUAUUUGCAUUUGUUGCAUGUUGGGCACCAGGUGAUAUAUUGUAAUGCUCAACUCGCAAACAUUUUUUAUACUACUGUACACAAUUCUUACCUUUUUUGAGUCUUGUUAACUUUUUGAUGAACAUGUCUUGUGUUUGAAGUUCUAAAGAAAAAAUCCUACUUGAUAAUUUUGUGGUCUUGUAAAUACACCUGUUUUUCCCUUUAUUCUUUUGUUGCUAUAUAAAUCUACAGGUGCAUAUUGGAGUAAGAAUAAGCUGUCAGAAUAAAUGAGAUUUAGUUUAGCACACUUUUACCUCUUUUCUGUUGUAAAUACAUAUUUGUGAUUCACUUGGUGUGAAGGACUGUUUCAAAUCACUGUCGGUGUGUUCUGAUCUUUUCCAACAGGCUUUCCACAAAACUGGUGACUGGAUAAAGUGUAUUAAUUUAUUUUUGUAUGUGCAGGGACUUUUUGUUUGGUUUUAUUGAUGUGGUUUUAAUGUCCACCUUCUCAUGUAUCUGUACAGAAAUUAUGCAAAAUCUAAAGUUUGUAUUUAAAACAUCAGAAGUGAAUCCACGAGUCCUGCUUCAUAUUUAGAAAUUCUGAACACUGAGAUUGUAGUGUUGAGCUUUUUUUUUUCAGUGAAAUUAAAAUGUUUAUUACAA
Carassius gibelio (silver crucian carp) is the source of this 5682-nucleotide messenger RNA. RefSeq names its product protein AF-10. Gene Ontology annotation, molecular function: nucleosome binding; histone binding. Gene Ontology annotation, biological process: regulation of transcription by RNA polymerase II. The transcript is spliced from 19 exons. The record is from RefSeq and is a predicted model, not a curated record. Bases 895 to 4053 code for a protein of 1052 amino acids. Gene Ontology annotation, cellular component: nucleus. Lineage: Eukaryota; Metazoa; Chordata; Actinopteri; Cypriniformes; Cyprinidae.